Molecule: messenger RNA, 5544 nt
Organism: Doryrhamphus excisus (bluestripe pipefish)
Lineage: Eukaryota; Metazoa; Chordata; Actinopteri; Syngnathiformes; Syngnathidae
Source: RefSeq, a predicted model, not a curated record
UGUCAUUGACUAAUAUUUCCAUUUGUUUGAUGAUCUGAAACAGGAAAGCAUGACAAACAUGCGUCACGGUUGCUGUUUUCAAAGUAAGGACGCAAGGAGGAGAAAAAAAGGAAGGAGGUGGACUGGUCGAGUGAGUGAGAGAGAGAGAGAGAGAGAGAAACGGAACCCUUCCCACUUUUCCACAAACGGCGGGGAGAGAGAGAGAGAGAAGGGGAGAGAGAGAGAGAGAGAGCAGUGACAGGAGGACACCCAAAGUUGGACUCCAUUGAUUAGUUCGGGAUCAGGGAUCGAUCAAAGUGGACCGAUCGCCCAGUCGGAGCAUGCUUGGCGCGUCUAUCUUCAGGCUCUAUGUGCUGUGGGCCUCUGUGGGGGUCGCGACCUCUGUGACCAAGCCCGCCAAGAGGAAGGUGGCGGCUCGGAGGGCAAGACAGGCGUUUGAGGCAGAUCCUGUGGAGGGGGUGUGGUCAGUCUGGGGGGAGUGGUCAGCGUGCACCCAGACAUGCGGCGUGGGCGUCUCACAAAGAACCAGGAAGUGUCUUCCGCCUCCACAAACCUUCCCGCAGCCCAGCUGGGCCGGGUAUGUACCCGGUGGCGCGGGGGGGUCCUCCUUGCACAGCUACCAGCCUGCCCACCACCAACACAUGCCUCACCCCCCCUCGCCUAGUCAUCACAACCAGGGGGUGUCGCUGUAUCGGAACACCCCGACAACCGGAGACGCUGCGGGACAGAGCAAUCCGCCCUCGCCUUUCCACCCGGCGUCCAAUCAGAACCGCGUGUCCGUGUACAGAGCCCCCUACCGCGCCCCCUCACGUGGCUACAACCCCCAGACGCGCACCGUCAGGAGGCCCGGCAAUGCAGCGCCCGUGAGGGGAGGGGGCGGAGGCGGCAGAAGGUCCGCCAGCCGGGAGGGCCUGCCUGUGAGGAGGUCGUCUUCCAUCCACCCAGGCCAGUUUGGCUACGGCAAGGUGCCCUUCUCUCUGCCGCUGCACCGGCCCAGUCGACAGGCUCGCCACACUGCCAACGCCACCGACGCCAUUUUGGCUUCGGCCGCGCCUGAAAUAGAAGACGACGACGACGAUGACGACAGGAGCUUAAAGGCGGAGGAGGAUGAAAACGGGCCUGCAACCCCGACCACCCCAGCCGCCGCCACGGCAACGCCACACUCGCACAGGAGGCCCAGAUUCCCGCUUUCGCCGCACUCGCCGCCUCUCUCCUCCUCAACCAGUGUUCGCCGCCCGUUUGAUUGGCGCUCCGCUGCAGCCGCCGCCGCCGCUUUGCCCUACUCCUCCUCCUCUCGCUACCAGCUCUCACAGCCGGGCUUUGGUCCCCAGCCCCUGCAACCCGCUAGUGUGUACCCACUGCAGAACCCCCACGGAGGACAUCAUGGGGGGGGCACGGGAGGAGGAGCGAGGACGCCACCAACCGUCUUCAGAUGCGGAGGGCCAGACAAGGAACAUCGCAGGUGCUUCUCACAGGUGUGUCCCGGAGCUACCACGGACUCCAGAGCGGAGCAGUGCGCCGCCUUCAACACCAAGGAGUUCAUGGAUCGCCUCUACGACUGGGAACCUUUCACCGAGGUGGGUCCAGACAAGCAGUGCGAGCUGACCUGCAGACCAGCAGGCUAUCGCUUCUACGUACGCCAGGCCGAGCGGGUGCGAGACGGGACGCCUUGCUUCAACGUCACCUCCAACGACGUCUGCGUGGAAGGCCAAUGCCUGACGGAGGGCUGCGACGGCAUUCUGGGCUCCGGCUCGGUGAUUGACAAAUGCGGAGUCUGCGGUGGGCGGGACUCCUCCUGUCAAAAGGUGACGGGCAGCUUCCAAAAUGUCACGGUUCCCCUCGGUUACCACAAGAUCCUGGACAUCCCGGCCGGGGCCACCUUCAUUAACAUCACAGAGAGACGAGCCAGCCCCAACUACCUGGCCAUGAGGAGCGGGACCGGGGCUUCCGUGGUGAACGGGCGUUGGGCUGUGGACCCUCCGGGGGAAUACCAAGCCGGGGGGACUACCUUCACAUACGCCCGGCCCAGAGCGCAGGCGGAGGGGGAGGAAGAGAAAGGAGAGUCCCUGAGGGCCCCCGGCCCCACCAGCACUCAGCUCCAGCUCUACAUCAUUUUCCACCAGCAGAACCCCGGCAUCGACUAUGAGUUCUACAUCCCUGUGGAGAGGAAGGAGCCAGAGAGGCCGCCGGACCGGGAGACACCCAGGGAGGCUCCCAGGGAGACGCAGUGGGAGAGGGCGCCGGCGAGGGCACCCCUUCGCAGUCCCCUCACCGUGUCAAUAGAAGACCCUCCUCCUGCUCCUCCUCCGGUUUCCAGCCCUUCGUUCCCCUCCUCCUCCGUAUUUUCACCCCCCUUGGCUGAACAAUGGACCCCUGAGAGGUCGCGACCCCGGGCCUCUGCACCCAACAGGAACGCUCGGAUCCCGCCUCGCACGGACCUGCCGCUGGACACUCAGCCGCCGUUCGUGUGGAGGAGAGGCGCUCUCUCCGAGUGUUCGGUUUCCUGCGGCAAAGGUUAUCAAUAUCGGGACAUUUUAUGCAUCAACCGCCACACGGACGAGGAAGUCCCAGACAGGAAGUGCGACUCCGCCGCCAAGCCCCUCCCAGAGGAGGAGCCUUGCAACACGCACGCCUGUCCGCCAUUCUGGGAGGCCAGCGCUUGGUCAGAGUGCAGCGUCUCCUGCGGGCCCGGCAUGCAGCAGCGUCAGCUCCAAUGCAGGCAGAGUUUCGGGAACCGCUCCACCAUGGUUCACCCCCAGCGGUGCGCCGACCUCACCCCGCCCGAGUCCACGCAAGCCUGCCAGCUCCAGCUGUGCUCCCACUGGGAGGUCGGCUCCGACUGGAGCACGUGCUCAGUGGACUGCGGGGUGGGCAGGAGAACGAGGAGCGUGCGUUGCGUCAGCGAUCAAGGCAACGUGGUGAACGAUAAAGAAUGCAACACCAGGAUUCGUCCGACGGGGAGCGAGGAGUGCAACAUGGGUCCCUGCGUGACCAACUGGUACUCGUCUGCCUGGUCCGGCGCGUGCUCGGCGCAAUGCGGGCCAGGCGUGCAGAAGCGGGAGGUGGUGUGUCUGACGCGGGGGGGCCUCCGAGAGGGGGAGGGCGGCGGGGACUGUAUCGGCGACAAACCGGCUGAGAUGAAAGCUUGCAACGGGGGUCCCUGCGUGUCCGUCAUCAUGUGGUACAGCAGCCCGUGGACACAGUGCAACGUUGCCUGCGGGAACGGAACCCAGCGACGAGACGUCAUUUGCGUCCAAAAGAACGGUAACGACUUUACGGUGGUGCCAUCAGCUGAAUGUGUGCAAAUGGACAAACCCGCCGCCGUGCAGGAGUGCGAGAUGGGGGAGUGCCAGGCCCAGUGGUUCACUACGGAGUGGAGCGCGUGCUCACGCUCGUGUGGAAAGGGUCUACAGAUGAGGGAGGUCCGCUGUCUGAACCCAGACAGGAAGCACAGCCAGAAGUGCGAUGCCGGCAUCAAACCUGAACAAGAACAAAUGUGUAACACCAUACCCUGCAGUCCACAGGUUACAGAUGAGAACUGCAAGGACCGCCGACACAACUGCGUGAUGGUGGUCCAGGCCCGACUAUGCGUCUACUCCUACUAUAAGACGGCGUGCUGCGCCUCCUGCACGCACAGCGCCCAGCGUGCCAAGAGACACUGACGGGCCGGUGGCGGGCAGCCCCUGGCGCUUUGCCGUGAAGAACGUAGCCUGGAGUCACCGCCCCCCUAGACGUGGGCGGAGUAGAGCACCUAUCUAGCAUUUAGUCCUUCUCCUUCAGGUAACAACACUGUGGAAGCAGUCCCGUUUAGAGCCACUUUAGCGUGUCAGGCAGGACCCUUUUUAAGGAUGGUGCUCGUCGCUUGCGAAAGAUUCCCCCUUAACUUCCAGGAUCUGCCACAGCGAGCCGUGCCACUCGCUGUGGGACAGGACCUCCAGCAGCGUAUGUAUUUCUAUACCUCCCUUUCAGCCAUAUUGGCUCCAGUAUGGCCGCUAUACGCUCCAUUACACUCGAAGGAUUCAAUGUUCAUGUCUUGUUUGCUCGCCAAAAAUACUCCCUUGAAGUGCCACUGUAGUUUAAACAACAAAAACCAUAAACCAAAGGAAUGGGCUGACCAAAUAUGGGCAUAAGGAAGCUGCUUGCUAAACACAGCUGAAGGCGUGAGGGGCUUUCAUUUUAAGGCCGAUCAAUCGUAUGAAUAUUCCAAAAUUAUUCCCGCUUCAAAUCCUGACAUGAUUCACCGUUUUGAUUGUAUUCUUUGGAAUUCUACUCUACAUUGUUACGCUUUUGAAAGCCAAUGGUACGUUCCCAAAAUGGCAGACCAGCUCGCCGCUCAGCAUCAUUUCCUAGUGACGUCAUCGGCAUCACACACCGCUUACUAAAACAAAGUCAACAAACGCAUCGUCGACUCGAUUCAGUAUAUUUUUCAUCAAAAUAGUAGCCGUGCCAAAAUGAUGCGUUGCUGCUGGAUGUUCACAGUAUCCCAGCGAUAAUGAAAGUUUGUUUUCUUGUAUGAAUGGACGAAGCAAAUGUAGAGAAUGAUGAUGACUGCUUUGAAGGAACAAGAAGCAUUUGACUCAUUUUCAUAAAUUCACCAUUUGCUUUCAAAAAUGAAACCAUAUAAAACAUUAUAAAGUAACAUUAAGAAAUCAUGUCAGGGAGCCUUUAAAUCGCUUCUGGAAACGUACAUUACUAACUACUGUCCUAAAACAACAAUGGUCUACAAACACUCGGUAGCAUGCUAGCAAUUUGUGCUAGCAUGCUAAAGCGCUGAUCCCCCCCCGGCCUGAGAGGAGACGAUGAAUGUGUACUUUGGAUGAAAUACUCAGCAUGACAAAACCUGUGUGUAUAUAUAUAUACUGUAUACUGUACGCGUGUGUGAGUAUGCGCAUCUUUGUCUUUUUGUACUUUUCACACAAAAUCAGCACACACUCCCGCCCCCCCCCCCCCCCACACACACACACACACUGUGAGGGAUCUGUAUAUUUGUCAAAUAUUAUCCGAAUGUGUAUAAUAAGAUGUGAACGUAGCAGGCGCUUAUAUUUUUGAAAGACUGAAUUUGUUCCCGCCUAUAUGACUUUAAGAAGAGAAUCCUCUAUUGACUUUUAUAUCUGUGACUCAGUCGCUCUUUGUCUCUAACCCCUCAUGGUGACUUUAUAUUUGAAAAAAAAAAAUAGUAAUUUAUCAGUAUCAAAAUAAGCUGUAAUUUAUUUUUGUCCUCCUCACCACCGGAGUUUAUUACUCUUAGAAAUUCAUUCAUUUUUUUCCACAUCUUAGUAGCAGCAGAAAUACAAAAGUAACUCAAUAAAAGUCAAACAACACAUGAAUGAGUUGAUUGUGUCCGAUGCAAGAGGGUGUUAUUACCAUUGGGUCCACGGGGCGGCGCCAUGGAGUCAUAAUGUGCUUGGACACGUGACGAGCAUGUUCUGGGAGUUAAUGACUGCCUAAGAUGGUCUUGGUGACAUGUUUUGACUGUUUUAUUGGACUUGGGUAGUCGUCUCAAAAGCACUGCAGGCUAAUACUGGAUUCAGGAAAUUUACUUCA